Colletotrichum aenigma is the source of this 861-nucleotide messenger RNA. Its product is annotated as Lactose permease. Gene Ontology annotation, biological process: transmembrane transport; carbohydrate transport. The record is from RefSeq and is a predicted model, not a curated record. Gene Ontology annotation, cellular component: membrane. Lineage: Eukaryota; Fungi; Ascomycota; Sordariomycetes; Glomerellales; Glomerellaceae. Bases 1 to 861 code for a protein of 286 amino acids. The transcript has 2 exons. Gene Ontology annotation, molecular function: carbohydrate:proton symporter activity.
AUGCUUCAAGCUAUUCCGGCCUGUAUACAGAUGAUCUUUGUCUGGUUUCUGGAUGAGUCCACUCGUUGGCUGUGCUACAAAGACCGCGAAGAAGAAGUCUUCAACAUCCUCGUCAAGCACCAUGGCGGCGGCGACCCAAACGACCCCCUCGUUCUCGCGCAAUUCCACGAGAUGAAAGUCGCACUGCAGCUGGAGAAGCAAGUGCAAGACGCGGGCCCCAAGCUGUUCCUCAAAACACCAGCCAACCGUAAGCGGCUGCUCAUUCUCGUGACGCUUGCUGUUGCUGCAGCAUCGGCAUCACAAGUCAGCGGGAGCAGACUUUGCUCAACGGGGUCAUCAGCACGGCGAACCACGCAACCGCCCUCAUGGCGGCGGUGGAUGUUCGUCGGCGGCGGAGUUGCCAUGUGGCUGACCUUUUCGUCGCUCACCGCUAGCAUCGCCGUCUACAACACCAAAGGGACAACGGCUUCGAGCCAAGCUGCGUUGGCGUUGAUCUUCGUAUACUAUGCGGCAUUCAACCUGUGUCUGAACCCGCUUCUCGUCCUCUACCCGACGGAGAUCCUGCCGUUCAGGUUGAGGGCUAUGGGUUUGAGCAUUCUGGUGCUCGCCAACAAGGCGGCAUCGUUGCUGAACCAGUUUGUGAACCCGAUUGGGAUAGAGUCACUGAGUUGGAAGUACUACCUCUUCUACGUCGGAUGGCUACUGGUCGAAAUAGCGGUGUUCUACAUUUUGUAUCCGGGGACGAAGGGGUACAGCUUGGAACGCAUGCAAGAGGUGUUUGGGGAAGAGAUCAAAGAUGAUGGGCCAGAGGAGAAGGCCUCCAUCAUCAAUGAGAUGAGAGCGGUAGAGCACAGGGAGUGA